Molecule: messenger RNA, 323 nt
Organism: Ceraceosorus bombacis
Lineage: Eukaryota; Fungi; Basidiomycota; Exobasidiomycetes; Ceraceosorales; Ceraceosoraceae
Source: the annotation of a GenBank genome assembly
AUGCCCUGGCUGCGAGCUUCUGCGUUGCUGUGCGGUAAGGCCUGCACAUUCCCUGUCGCAGUCGCAGCAACGAGCGUCGCGCACAUGGCGCUCACGCUCAGUAGUGCAAGCUUGGUCAUUGUGUUGACGGCUGCGGCUGCAAUUGCAAAGGGUUCCCCAAAGGUAAGCAAAUAGGCAAUGCGAAGCGAGACGUUCCGAUUUCUGCCGGUGGUUAAGAGGAUAAUGAAACUGCGACCAGCGCAGAAGAUGUGGACGACGUUGCUACGCCUUAUAAGCUGUCUCUGUCAAAGGAUAAGCGAGCAAAUGAUCGUGUGGAUGAAUGA